UUUAACAAUGUCCGAAAAAUCUUGUUGUGUUGGCGUGGGUCCCGGAUAUGCAACGCCACUGGAUGCCUUCCAAAAUGGACCAAGGGAGAAGCUUCUAUAUACUGUGACUAUUCAACCCAAUCUAGACGAGCCCCAUGGUGAUUAUCUUUCGACAAUUGAUGUGGAUCCGGAGAGUCCAACAUACAGUCAAAUAAUACAUCGCAAUUUUACGAAUCACAAAGGCGACGAAUUGCACCAUUCCGGAUGGAAUGCCUGCUCUAGCUGUUAUUAUGUUGACAAGAAUGCCAAGAAGGUGUCCAAGAGGGAUCGUUUGGUUUUGCCGGCUUUAAAUUCGGACUUUAUUUAUAUACUCGAUGUGGCAACAAAUCCGAGGAAGCCCGAAAUCAUUAAAGUAAUCGAUGGUAAUGUACUAAAGAGCCACAAUGUUACGGCUCCGCAUACAACCCAUUGUCUAGCCAAUGGCAAUAUAAUGAUAUCUGUUAUGGGUGAUGCUGAGGGCUAUGCCAAGGGGGACUUUAUUCUUUUCGAUGCCGAUUUCAAUUGCAUUGGAACCUGGACUAAAGGCGACAAAAAGGCCAUUUGUGGUUAUGAUUUUUGGUAUCAGCCCUACUUUGAUGUUAUGGUGGCCUCCGAAUGGGGAGCACCUAAUAAGUUUAGAAGAGGCUGGAAAACGGAGGAUCUUAAUGAUAUGACUCAGUAUGGUUGUAGGCUAAAUUUCUACAGAUGGUCUACACAAACUUUAUAUCAAACUAUAGAUCUUGGGAAAGAGGGUAUAACUCCUUUGGAGAUACGCUUUCUGCAUGAUCCCAAACGUGCUGAAGGAUUCGUAGGCUGUGCCUUGUAUGCGAAAGUUUUCUAUUUCAAGAAGAAGAAUGACUCUGACGAAUUUGAGGCAAAAAAGGUUAUAGACAUUCCCGAGAAAGUGGUCGAUACUGGAAAUGGAAAAGACGAGAUAAUGGGUGGCAUGAUAUCGGAUAUUAUUAUAUCCUUGGAUGAUCGUUUUCUAUAUGUCAACUGCUGGAGACAUGGCGAUGUUCGCCAAUAUGAUAUCAGUGAUCCAGAGAAUCCAAAGUUAACGGGCCAAUUGUUUUUGGGAGGAGCCAUUAGUAGUGAUUUGCCCAAUAUUACUGUGAAAGAGGACAAGGAAUUGAGUGCACGACCAGCCCCUUGUUUUGUGAAAGGUCGUCGGCUGGAAGGUGGCCCACAAAUGAUGCAACUCUCACUUGAUGGCAAACGUUUGUAUGUCUCAUCUUCGCUUUAUUCACCCUGGGAUAAGCAAUUUUAUCCCGAGAUGGUAUCAAAAGGCGGACAUGUGGUUUUAAUUGAUGUUGAUAUCGUAAAUGGUGGCAUCAAAUUGAAUGAAAACUUUUUCGUGGACUUUGCUAAUGAGCCCUAUGGUCCAAGUUUGCCACAUGAAAUGCGGUAUCCUGGCGGAGAUUGCACUUCUGAUAUUUGGUUGGCCAACGAUGCUUAAAAAAUGUGUUAUAAUUACAUAUCAUUCCAAAUAAACGUAAUUUGUUUUUCCAUUUUUA
Molecule: messenger RNA, 1532 nt
Organism: Drosophila willistoni
Lineage: Eukaryota; Metazoa; Arthropoda; Insecta; Diptera; Drosophilidae
Product: methanethiol oxidase
Exons: 7
Coding region: 8-1474 (488 amino acids)
Molecular function (GO): selenium binding
Source: RefSeq, a predicted model, not a curated record